AUGAAUGAGUUUGGAGACUCUUUGAAACUUUCUUAUAACACUUCCAACUCUACUGUGAUGUGCAGUAGAAACAUUUCGGGGAAGAACUUGACAAACUUGACAGCAUGUGGCUCCGUGGAUUCGGGCAUCCCACGGGAGAUGGUCUUCAACGACGACAGUCUCAUAUCAGUCGUGGCCUACUCCUGUCUGUUCGUCAUCGCGGCUUGCGGCAACCUCACCGUCUUCAUCACCUUGUUCCGAAACAGAAACAUAAAGUCCAGAGUGAACCUCUUUAUACUGCACCUCUCCAUUGCAGACCUUAUAGUGACUUUCCUCAUGUUGCCCCUGGAGACGGUGUGGCACGUCACGGUGGCCUGGAAGGCCGGGGACACGGCGUGUAGGAUCUUGAUGUUUUUUCGUGCCUUCGGUUUUUAUCUCUCCUCUUUCAUUCUAGUCACUAUCAGCCUGGAUAGAUAUUUCGCUAUCAUGCACCCGCUGAGUUUAAAUGACGCUGACAAACGCGGCAAGAUAAUGCUUUGUCUCGCGUGGAUGUUUAGUCUUGUCGCCAGCAUUCCUCAGAGUGUGAUAUUCCACGUGGAGAGACACCCCAAACACACGUGGUUCACGCAGUGCGUGACGUUCAACUUCUUCCCCACCCCCGUGCACGAGCUCGCCUACAACCUCUUCAACGUCAUAGCGGUCUACGCCUUGCCGCUACUCAUCAUCAGCGUCGCCUACUCACUCAUUCUCUGCGAAAUCUCCAAAAAGUCAAAACAAAGUAGAAAUGAAUUACAGGAGCCCUCGUCUAAAGUGGGUUUAAGAAGGUCUGCCGUGGGCAAUAUAGAGAGAGCCCGGAUACGGACGUUGAAGAUGACGUUGGUCAUAGUUGGUGUUUUCGUCAUGUGCUGGACGCCCUAUUUCGUCAUAUCAGCGUGGUGGUGGUUUGACAAAGACACUGCCAAAAAUAUUGACCCUAAGAUACAGAGGGGCUUGUUCCUGUUUGCCGUUUCCAAUUCCUGCAUGGAUCCUAUUGUCUACGGAAUGUUUACAAUCAAUUUUAAGAGAGAGUUUCAGAGAUGUUGCUGCUGCCUUCGAAAUCGCUGGAUCCGACGGAAGUUAGACAAAAUAACCGGAAAUGCCAGCAAGACCGCUACGCUGCCGCCUAACGGAUUUUCCGGUCGCCUAUCCCAGAGUUCCAUGUCGUCGCGCGUGACGGAGAGAAUCCAGUUCAAAAGUUCGGACACGGCCAGCGGAAGGUUCAUACAGAAUUCUGUUGUAACCCCCACCUGUUCCAGGAUGUCCCUAGUGCCCCUGUCCAGAGAGAACAGCAUAUCGAGAGCAAAUAUGAACAACUUUGUUGGUUUGUGAAUAAAAAAGAGAAAAAAAUGGCAGAUCUAUUUUAAAAUGACUGAAACGAAAAGUAGUAGAAAUUCCAAAACAAAAAACAAAACUACUCAUGGUUGUGGUUUAUUUAUUCCAUUAUUUAUUUUCUCGAAAAGAAUGAAACCUGCAGAUAUGAAGAAGAAAAAACAAGAAACAAAAAUACACGUUAUGUUUUAUUUAUUCCAUUGUGGUUAUUUUCGCGAAAGGAAUGAAACGGGCAGAAAAGAAAGAAAAAAAUGGUACAAAAAUUAUAAUUACUUUAUUGGAUGUGUUUCAGUUAUUCCAUUUUUAGUUUUUCAGAAAGGAAUGAACAUAGCAAAAAACAUAUGUCCAUAACAAAUGUUUUAAAGGGGUUUUAAAAGUAUUGUUGUGUUCGUGUUUGAAACCUAUAUGUGCUUUAAACUAAUUUCCAAACGAACUAAACAUUCAACUCAUUGUACUGCUCACUACAAAGCUGUUGUAUUAAAAUUAACAUUGUUGUGUUCAUUGGGUUUUUUUAUCAUCAUAAUAUAUAAAUGUGUUAUUAGGCCUACUUUUAUUAAAAAUAUGUUAUGAAUUUGUGAUCCAUUUGAUGAUAUACUUCCAAAUAGUUUAGGUGACUCCAGUGCUUAAGCUUAUAAAACGCUCAAAGUCUCUAUUAGAGUCUCAGUCAAGACUCUAAACAUUUUAUAAGCAUCAGGCCUGGGACCGUGCUUAUAAAACUUUUAAGAGACCAGACUGAAUUUCAAAUGACGUCACAAUAAUACAAUUUGUAUGGCGUUGUCAUGACAUUACUGUCUCAGACUCUUGAGUCUCGAGUCUAGACUCUAUAUAAGCACCUGGCCUGGUCCUCGUUUCACAAAGCGAUCUUAGUCCUAAGAUCACCUUUAAUGCAUAGCUACCUUAUGCACUAAGAUCGCUUUGUAAAACGGGUCAAAUCGUAUCUAAGUUGUAUGGUGUUGUCAUGCUAUUAAUGUCUCCAAAUGAGUUGGUACAAGGUUGUACUAUACCAAAUAACUUCCGGCUGGGUCAAAGUUCUAGGUGCACGUAACAUUUGAUAGAGCAGUUAAUAUCACGAGUCCUGUCAUUGGUGAUAAAUGUGACAGUAUUUUGUUGUCAAAAUAUUUAGUCUCGUUUGGGCAAUACUGGUUUAUAUAUUGGCAUAAUGUUUUUAACCACAUACCUUAACAUUGUCGCCUAUGGGAUUUUAUUAAAUUUUGGUAUAGUACAAUCACAAGGGCUCAUGCUUACAAAAUGUUCACCAACUAUUCUAUGCAAUUCAAAUGCAGACUUUGCUAAACUAAC
Molecule: messenger RNA, 2646 nt
Organism: Gigantopelta aegis
Lineage: Eukaryota; Metazoa; Mollusca; Gastropoda; Neomphalida; Peltospiridae
Product: gonadotropin-releasing hormone II receptor-like
Exons: 6
Coding region: 1-1347 (448 amino acids)
Biological process (GO): G protein-coupled receptor signaling pathway
Cellular component (GO): membrane
Molecular function (GO): peptide binding; vasopressin receptor activity
Source: RefSeq, a predicted model, not a curated record